AUGAUGAUCCCCAACUUGCUAAGCUCAUGUAACUUAUACGGUCCAGCUCCAUCACGAGUUACAACCACCAACAUGCCCAACGAACCGUCACAUCACCAAGCAUUAGUACUGGCAACCCGUAGAAAGCCACAGAAUCCCUUCGGUAACCAAGAGCCCAUGCCAUCCAUACCUUAG
Colletotrichum orchidophilum is the source of this 174-nucleotide messenger RNA. RefSeq lists its product as uncharacterized. The record is from RefSeq and is a predicted model, not a curated record. The transcript has a single exon. The coding region runs from base 1 to 174 and encodes 57 amino acids. Lineage: Eukaryota; Fungi; Ascomycota; Sordariomycetes; Glomerellales; Glomerellaceae.